AGCAACCAAAGUGUGACUGACAAUCGAUCGACCAACCCCGCCUUGCUCCAUUUGGUCCUCCCCUUGAUGAAAGCAUCGUUCGUAGCCGUGGUGGUGGCUGCAUACGCCCACGCGGCAUGGGCCCACCCAUGGAAGGGGAACAAGUCGUUCAAGAUCAACGACACCAACGUCACCCUCCUCAACACGUUUUGGGCCACGUCGCCUGGGCUCAACAAGAAAGCGCCUGUGAACGUCACGACCUACUCGACCGACUGCAAGGACGUCGAGUUCCAGGAGGACCGUCGGUGGGACAACUGCACGGAAGAGCGUAUCACGUGCAUAUGGUUCCCCAACGGCACCGUGGGCCGAGGAAGCAACUGCCGCAAAGUCACUCGGUACGGGUCAGCCGACUACGGCCAGGUGAAUGCGUUCCGCGGCGGGUCGGGGUCCGUGGACCGAAAGUUCGACAACGUCACGGGCACGAACGUGUCGACGACGCUGUUUCCAUCGCACAUCACCGUCGAGCACAUUGAAGGCUUUCCGACUUAUGUCGAAACCAUAGUCAUCGAUGAGAUCGGGGUCAGAUCCUUCAACCGCGACAUGUCGAGGACGUACCAGACCAAGCUGCCCAUCACAGCGCGCUUCCUGCAAAUGCGGGGAAACCGAAUAGCGUCCAUCAGCGGCGUCACCUUUUCCGAAAAUUUGCAAGUCAUGGACUUUGGUGGAAAUGAAAUCACAUCCAUUGGAAAGAUCGUCGCGCCGAAUCUUAUGACAUUGUCCUUCAUAAGCAACAAAAUCGCUUCCCUUGCCGGUGCCGUGUUCCCACUUACGCUGCGCAGCUUGCUACUCCAAAGCAAUGAAAUCACCACCUUAGCCAACGCGGACUGGCCCCCCAACCUUCUAAUCUUGGCGCUGUCGUCAAAUCUGCUGACCAGUCUCUCGUACCCGCUGCCGGCAACUCUAAUCGACUUACGCGCAUCGCAUAUGCCCAUCGAUGAUAACUUGGUCAAAGUAACUUGGCCGUCGAAAUUGCGACUGCUCUCCCUCGUCAAUACCACCGUGACCGAACUCACAUCAAACUUUCCGCCGACACUCAAAUACAUGUUCCUCUGGAACACCAACAUCACGGCAUUUUACGCGAAUGAGUCUCAAUUCUUGCUGCUGUCGAACGUCUCUACGACUUGCGAAGGCCUCAGCGACGACGGCAGUGGUGACAACGGUGACCACGACUAUUGCGAGCGCUUGCUGUCGCACAACGCCACCAACACCACGUGCAAAGGCCACAUCCGCAUCGAGUGGCUGCAUGGCAAGUACCCGAUCUGCAUCAUUCCGGACGACAAACGCCCGCUGAACAAGGUCACAAUCAUCUGCGCGGUGGCAAUCUCGGGGGGGGUGCUCGUGGUCGGCGUCGCCUUGCUUGCGCACUGGCGGAAGGUCCAGCGGCGGCAUAAGUGGUACAACGACUCGGGCGCGUACUGCGAAGACCAGACGGCGACGGUCGUGACCAACGACAUCCGGACCGACAAGCUCAUCUCGAGCUACCGGAUUCCGCCCGACCGGAUCGACCGCGGGGUCGAAAUCGGGCGCGGCGGGUACGGCGUCGUGUACGUGGCCACGAUCAAGUACGGGGGCAAGGCGACGCGGCAGGUGGCGAUGAAGCGGCUGCUGCCCGAGCGCACGCACAACCCCACGGACGUCGAGACGUUUAUGGACGAGAUCCGCACAUGUUCGAGCAUCUUCCACCCCAACAUUGUCGAGUUUGUGGGAGUGACGUGGACAACGUUGUCCAACGUUUCGCUGCUGACAGAGUUCAUGGCAGCGGGCGACGUGUGGAGUUUGAUCGAGGCCGACCACCGCCGCCGCCACCGCGCGAUCGAGUGGCAUAUCCAGCCAGACACACUUUUGGUGGAUUUGGACGACCUGUCGACAUUCUUGUCUGGCCCAGUGGCUGAUGAUGAUGACGAAGAAGGACCUGAUCACAUGCAGGCACAUCGUCGGUUUUCCAAAUUUAGCAUCUUGUGCAGCGUCGUGGACGCACUCGUGUACUUGCACUCGCUGCCCGUGCCCAUCAUCCACCGCGACAUCAAAGCCAGGAACGUCCUUGUCAACGACGUUGGCCACGUCAAGCUCUCCGACUUUGGCACGAGUCGCGAGGGUACGAUGGACUACACGAUGACGUCCGAGAUUGGCACGAUUCCGUGGAUCGCACCCGAGAUCCUCAAGGGUGUGCGGUACACGGAGAUGGCCGACAUCUACUCGGUGGGCGUGCUCAUCUCGGAGCUCGACACGGGCGAAGUGCCGUACUCGACCAUGGAAACGACCUCUCCGAACGAUAAGUACCCUCGAGUGGCCAAGACCAAGAUCAUGAUGAUGGUCGUGGCCGGCGACCUACGGCCGUGCGUGACCCACGAGUGCCCCAACAUUAUUUAUGACGUGAUCCGGCGCUGUGUCGCAUACUGCCCAAGCGACCGCCCCACGGCCAAGCAGCUGCAGCACUGGCUGCGGCAAAUCCAACGAGAAAUGACCUUACAACCCCAUCAACAACCCCGCACUACACCGGCUUGACAGAAUUAUAUGGCGACUAUAUAUAUGCAGUUUCGAUUGGUU
Aphanomyces astaci is the source of this 2586-nucleotide messenger RNA. RefSeq names its product TKL protein kinase. Bases 67 to 2544 code for a protein of 825 amino acids. The record is from RefSeq and is a predicted model, not a curated record. Gene Ontology annotation, molecular function: protein kinase activity; ATP binding. The transcript is spliced from 10 exons. NCBI's taxonomy places the organism in Eukaryota, Oomycota, Saprolegniomycetes, Saprolegniales, Verrucalvaceae. Gene Ontology annotation, biological process: protein phosphorylation.